Molecule: messenger RNA, 1947 nt
Organism: Fusarium keratoplasticum
Lineage: Eukaryota; Fungi; Ascomycota; Sordariomycetes; Hypocreales; Nectriaceae
Exons: 4
Coding region: 1-1947 (648 amino acids)
Source: RefSeq, a predicted model, not a curated record
AUGGCACCACCAAAGAACAAGUCCCGAAAGGGCAAGGGCGGGAUGAAACCCGGCGCGAUCUUGGGGUUCCUUCGUCCGAUGGCUGCAACUGCGCCUGCCCCCUCCGCCUCCCCCACUCCCGCUUCCUCCGUCUCCGCCGGGCCAUCCUCCGUCUCCGCCGGGCCAUCCUCCGUCUCCACCGGUCCAUCAUCCGGUUCCUCCGAGCCCAACCCCGCUGGACUCAAGGUUUCAGGAAGACCAACAAUAAUCGUCCCUGUCCCCGAAGUCGGCGGCUCAUCCUCAAAGGAGGGCAAAAGACCUCGAGUUGCGUCUCUCUCGCCCGACCGCUUGUCUGCUUUCGACAGACUCGAGAAGAGACAGCGCGUCGAGGAUGAAAGCGAGUACGAGGACGACGGCAGCGACAGUGACUCCGAAGAUGGCGACUGGCCCGAUUCUGCUGACCUUGCUGAGCUCGACGAGAUCGAAGAACUCGAUGAGCUCUUCAGUCAAGAUGAAGACGUCGACCUCAAGGACCUGCUAGCCGACGACGAGCCAGACACUGUCGUCGAAACAGACGGCCUCAUCCGCGUGGGACCUCAACCUCUGCAGCUUCAGCAGUUCAUUCGUUCGGCGCCUCGUGGCAAGGCCAGGCACAAGCUCAGAGAACGACUGAUGGGAGUCCACCACCUGACCGACCGUCAUAUGCCCGGCUCGAACUCGAACAUGCUGGAGCGAGAGCGCAACGCCAUGCUGGAGAGCCUCAUGAUCUCCCGCCUCUGCGACUAUUCCGGGUAUCAGCUGUCUUGGACAGUCGGUCCUCACACCCCGUCAGUUGAGGCUGUCUACCCCUUCGUCGCCUCGGGAGGCCGCAUCGACUACCACGCCCGGCCCAACGUUCAUCUCGUCAAGGCGGCCAUCAACUUCACCAAGCGAAACCAUGCUCCGAUCGUGCUGCCUCUUGCCGCUGUCUGGAUGAACGUUCACGAUGAGCCGAACUUCGAGGAGCGCCAAGCCCAGUGGUCAUGGGUCUACAACUCGGUCGCGAAUGCCGCCACCCUCGACAAGAUAUUCGGCUUGACGUUCAAGCACGUGGACCAGUCGAAGAUAUGGUCAAAGUGGAGCCCCGCUAAGCUACGAAGUGUAUUGGAGGCACUGCGCACUGGCACCAAGACUGCCGAGGUUACCCAGGCGCUAUCUCGAUACUCAUCGGAUGCCCUCUUCACUCCCAGGUGGAAAAAGGGCAAGCAAAGUCUUGACCGGCGUCAGGGCUAUAUUCAGCAAGGUCAACGCCUGUACCCCCUAAUGUUGCAGGUCGCUCAGAAGUAUGACUUAACGCCACCUGAGUUUGAGUACUACCUAACCAUUAAGGCGCCCAAUAGGCGGGAAAGGGUCUUCUAUCCCUACCAUGUGCUCUCGAGAAGUCAAGCUGAGGCAUACGGCUGGGAUUGGGGGACUAUCAUCGAGCUUUGCAUCUCUAUGGUCAACGAAAUGAAGAAGAGAUGUAACCACCACGCCGAGGACGCUGGGUAUGGCGAGGAUAUCAACGGGAACAUUUGUAUGUUCUGGAUGGUCAACUACUUCUGCAGCAAGGUCCAGGCCCUCAAGAACCAACAGCCCAGCGCUAGUGAGGAAGAGAUCCGCUUCCAUAUUCUCGACCGAUGGAACCUACCUCUCGUUCCCUGGAAGAGGCAUGCGUUCAAGGCCUCACUAUGCAAGGGACUUGACCAUGGUAUUGCAAUGAAGCUCGGGCAUACCACAGCGAGCGGAGAGGCCUUCGAUCCCGUUAACGAUAUCGACCUCACCAAGUCUACUGUCGAGCUUGACACCUGGUUUACCAAUUGUGGCAUGCGUAACUAUGCAACUACCGACUGGGAGUCUAUCCGCAAGACUCUUGCCGCUAUCCCGUUGCAUCAUAGCUUCUGGCGAGUUGAUCUGGCUCUCGGCGAGACGGUUUGGAAGGGGCAAUAG